UUCUUCUGCUGCAGUGUCGUAGCAGAGCCAUGGAGGGGAGUGAUGCACGCACCCACGCACCCACGCAAGCUAUUUUUGAAGCCCUUAAGCUGACACAUUUUAUGUCUUUACCAAACAAUUCAGAUAAGGAGCUCGCGUCGCAGAAAUCAUCUUUCGAUUGGGGCGUGAAAGCCGUCCGCUGGGUCGGUACAAGUGGCCUCAAGUUCUUCCUGCAAUUCUGGUACUCGAAAACGCCCGUCUUCAUGCUGCCGGAGGGUUGGGUCCCGUAUUACGUGGCCUGGAUUCUGUCGUUCCCCCGCGCGCCUUUCGGGUCCGUGAGCAUCCAGGUUUGGAGUAAUGUUUGUGCUACGGCGAUCACCACUCUGGCUGAGAUUGUUACGGCAUUGCUGUUGCAAACGGAUAACGGAGCGGCGGAGCCUGUUCCUGCUGGUGCUAGUGCCGAGGAGAAGAAAGGGCAAUGAAGGACACGAAGACGACGGGGGAGAAAGGGGUUGUUUUAAGCGAGACUACUGGAUGAGCAAAAAGGACAAUUGUAUAAAAUGGAAUGACGGUGAUGAUAAUGGCUCUCAUUAUUUCUCUCAUUUGGCGAAUAUUGAACUCGGAUUCGAGUGAGUGUAUCUUCAUGAUAUUAUGUGAUUAUUGUAAGAAAGUAAAGUCUCAAAUGAACUAGGUGACGC
Molecule: messenger RNA, 677 nt
Organism: Aspergillus brunneoviolaceus CBS 621.78
Lineage: Eukaryota; Fungi; Ascomycota; Eurotiomycetes; Eurotiales; Aspergillaceae
Product: guided entry of tail-anchored proteins factor 1
Exons: 1
Coding region: 30-461 (143 amino acids)
Biological process (GO): tail-anchored membrane protein insertion into ER membrane
Source: RefSeq, a predicted model, not a curated record